Aspergillus alliaceus is the source of this 1550-nucleotide messenger RNA. RefSeq names its product allantoicase. Lineage: Eukaryota; Fungi; Ascomycota; Eurotiomycetes; Eurotiales; Aspergillaceae. The transcript has a single exon. Gene Ontology annotation, biological process: allantoin catabolic process. The coding region runs from base 268 to 1407 and encodes 379 amino acids. Gene Ontology annotation, molecular function: allantoicase activity. The record is from RefSeq and is a predicted model, not a curated record.
GGGGGAGGGGCAAAGGAUGAAGCGAUAAGAUCGAGUAAUAACAUCCAUCAAUCACGGGGUCUUAUCGAUUAAAGGCCCCUCCGAUUUCCUCCCCGCAAAUCGAACUUCCAAGAAACAAACUAUUUAAACAACCUUCGCAGCCCAAGGUGAGUCUGUACAGUUCUUCUACAGGCCUGUCUCUGUUCUACUCUUGAAUAGCAAUCAGUUGGGCACCACCCGGUUCAAUCUCAGUUUAUCUAUCUUGCAACUACCCGCAUAUCAACAAACAUGGCCCACCCCACCGACUCCGAUAAGGUCACUUUCGUCCCUUCGGGAGAGAUUGACAAGGUCUUCGCGCACACGACCAAUCUAGCUUCCGCCGCCCUUAACAGCAAGGUUCUUUCUUGCUCCAAUGACUUCUUCGCCGAAGCUUCGAAUCUCCUUACCCCUACUCCCCCCAUCAACCGGCCCGGCGUUUUUGUCCACACGGGCGCCUGGUAUGACGGCUGGGAAACCCGCCGCCACAACCCCGAACCCUACGACUGGGUCGUGAUCAAACUUGGGGUCUCCAGUGCAGCAAUCCAAGGUGUCGAGGUCGACACAGGCUUCUUUGUGGGUAACUACGGCGAAAAGGCCGAAUUGCAGGGGACAUAUGCUCCGGCCGACAGCGGUGUCACAGAUGCCGAGAUCGCAGACCCCAAAUACACCGGUUGGACAACUAUUCUUCCGCCUCAGCCCCAGGGCCCCAAACAGCGCCGCGCCUGGAAGCUGAACGACUACGACGCCGCCAACCCCAAGCCCUACACCCAUGUGCGGCUGUUGAUGUAUCCUGACGGCGGGUUUGGCCGACUCCGUGUCUACGGACAUGCCAUCCCUGCCGUUCUGCCCCAGUCAGUCGCCAGCGCACAGCUCCCUGUCGAGGAACUGUCCUCUGCUCUGGUUGGUGGCUUAGCCCUCGGUGCCUCCGAUCAACAUUUCACUCCUUGCUCAAACCUGUUGCUCCCCGGACGUGGUAAGGACAUGGGAGAUGGCUGGGAAACGGCGCGGUCGCGUGGCCCUGGCCAUGUUGACUGGGCCAUCAUGAAGUUGGGCUUGCCCGGGUCUGUCAGCAAGAUUGUGGUGGAUACUAAGGAUUUCCGCGGGAACUUCCCCCGCGCCGUGAGAGUUCACGGUCUAGUUGCUGGAAGUAUAUCGGAAGGAGAAAUUCCUGCCCAUGACCACCCUGGCUGGGUCGAACUGAUCAAGGGCGAUCAACCCUGCCAGGCGGAUAUGGAGCACGUGUUCGAGGGUGUCAGCCUUACUUCUGGGGGUGAGGACACCCGGACAUUCACACACGCCAAACUGACCCUCGUGCCCGAUGGUGGAGUCAAGCGUUUUCGUGUCUUUGGAAGGAGAGACGUUGCUGCCAAUGCAGCUCGUCGCCAUUAAUGACUGCAAAGCAAGUGACCUGGCAUGAAUUGGUCGGUGACCAGGGUGGAAGCCGGAAAGGAUUUUUUGUACCAUUAUUUAAUUUGCUUCUGCCAUACAUAGUCCUUGACACUUUUUAUGACAAUAAAACAGGUAUGUGAUGA